Pyricularia pennisetigena is the source of this 1761-nucleotide messenger RNA. RefSeq lists its product as uncharacterized. Bases 1 to 1761 code for a protein of 586 amino acids. The record is from RefSeq and is a predicted model, not a curated record. The transcript has a single exon. NCBI's taxonomy places the organism in Eukaryota, Fungi, Ascomycota, Sordariomycetes, Magnaporthales, Pyriculariaceae.
AUGAUGAGCAGUCAAGGCAGUCCCUCCCCCAUCGACAUGGCGGCCGAGAUGGACCAAACCCUUCUACCAGACCGUCUCGAGCAGCUCGCAGCGCAGGAGCCAGACCGCAUCUGGGUCUCGUAUGCAGUGAGCCAAGACGUUGCUCAAGACGGCUUCCGCGACGUUACGCUGGCGCAGUACGCCAGGGCGGUGGACCGCAUGGCGUGGCACAUAGAGCGCACGAUAGGGAGGAGCUCGACGUUUGAGACGUUUCUGUACUUUGGCCUCACGGACGUCAGGUACGCCAUCGUCCUCUUGUCGGCCGUCAAGACGGGCCGCAAGGUCCUCUUCUGCUCGCACUUCAACAGCACCUACCUGAACCAGACGGUCUGCGAGAGGACCGAGUGCGGCAUCCUCCUCCACUCGGAGGGCGUCGAGUCCACCAUCGAACCACUCCUGCAGGCCAGGCCCAUGAAGGCUGUCCGGGUCCCUACCCUCGAGUCCCUGGUGGACCCCGAGGGCGAGGUGGAGCGGUACCCUUACGGCAAAGAGUUCGCGGUUGGGGUCGACGAACCCAUGUUUGUGACCCACACGUCUGGGACCACGGGCCUCCCCAAACCCGUCACCAUGACCCAGCGCUCGCUCGUCGUCGCCAGCGCCUGGGACAAGGUUCCAGACCUGGACGGCAGGCCGCCCGUGGAGAAGCUCAUGCGAAACGGCCGCCGCUGCUUCAUGGGCUUCCCGCUGUUCCAGUUCUCUGGCGUGGCCAGCGGCCUGUGGGAGGUCUUGUACCGCGGCAAGACGCUCGUGCUCCCCUGCAGCCAGCCCGGCUGGGCUCCCCCGGCCACCUUUGAGCAGCUGUUUGAGCACGGUGACUUUGACUGCUUCAUCGGCAUCCCCUACUACCUCGAACUCGUGGUCAAGUCGCCCCGGAUCAUGGACAUGGUCAGGGACAGGCUCAAGUACAUCAUGUACGGCGGGGCGACGCUCAACCCCAGCACCGGCCACAAGCUGGCCGCGCUCUGCCCCUUCUUCAGCUGCUUCGGGUCGACGGAGAGCGGCGUCGCGUUCACGCACCUGACCGAGCGCCAGGACUGGGCCUGGUUCUGCUUCAACGAGGACCAGAGCGGCAUCGUCUGGGAGAAGCAGGAGAUCCAAGGCGUGGAGGAGGGUGGCGCGGGCGUCUACGAGAUGACGUACGUCAAGAACCCGCUGGUGGCCAAGUCGCAGCCCAUCUUUUGGCACACGGACCGCGGCGACACCAUCCACACCGCCGACCUGUUCGUCAAGCACCCGGCCAAGGAGCACCUGUGGCGGUACUACGCGCGCAAGGACGACAUGGUGGUGACCAAGUACGGUUGGAACAUCAACCCGGUCAUGGUGGAAUGCGAGAUCGCCCGCCACCCGUCGGUCAAGGCGGUCGUGGCGGGUGGCGCGGGUAGGGAGGCCAUCUUCGCCAUAGUGGAGCUCGUCGAGUCGGACGAGGCGCCAGAGCAGACGCUGGACAGGGUCUGGGCCGCCGUCGAGCACGAGACCAACGCCAAGCUGGACAAGAUUGCGCAGCUCAGCAAGGAGAGGAUCAUCCUGGCAGACGCCAAGAACAAGCCCCUCCCGUUGACGCCCAAGGGAAACGUCGUGAGGAGGCCGGCCCUGAAGCUGUACGAGGACGAGAUUGAAGAAAUGUACAAGCGCACGGCCGACCCGACUGUAGGGUGGGCAACCUCCAAAAGAAGGGGGCAGUGGGCUGAUUCCUUGGUCUCCACCAAAGGCGCCGUACAUUGA